This is a messenger RNA of Penicillium psychrosexuale, 579 nucleotides long. RefSeq lists its product as uncharacterized. The transcript is spliced from 2 exons. Lineage: Eukaryota; Fungi; Ascomycota; Eurotiomycetes; Eurotiales; Aspergillaceae. The coding region runs from base 1 to 579 and encodes 192 amino acids. The record is from RefSeq and is a predicted model, not a curated record.
AUGUCGUCCCGUAUCAUCGACGCAAUCAAGACAGAUCACUGCGAGCUCGUGGACUACUACAAAAAGAUCCUCAACUCCACAAGCGACAAAGAAAAGGCUCAAUGGCAGAAUCAGUUUACCUGGGAAUUGGCCCGUCACUCAAUCGGUGAGGAGCUGGUCGUCUACCCACAGUUCGAGAAGAGGCUCCUUGAUGGACGCGCUAUGGCGGAGAAGGACCGUAAAGAACACCAAUCAGUCAAAGAACAACUCAAGAAAUUCCAGAACAUGAAACCUUCAGACCCCCAGUUUCAGCCUACCAUCACGGCCCUGAUGCAAGACCUAUACGAGCACAUCAAGGAAGAGGAGAGCCAGGACCUUCCUAAACUGGAAGAUGCCCUAGGGGCCGAGGAGAGCGAGAACCUUUCCAGAUCCUUUGGCAGGACUAAGAUGUUUGUGCCGUCGCAUUCGCACCCCAGUGCUCCUGACAAGCCGCCCUUCGAGACCGCUAUUGGUCUUAUGACGGCCCCAAUUGACCAUCUGACUGAUUUGUUCCGAAAAUGGCCGCAUACUUCUGGCAUGCCGAACCCGUCGACUAAAUAA